CUCAGGGGAGGAAGCGACGUGAGGAAUGGCGGACCGCCAGGUGGCUCAGUUGGGGCCCGGAACCGCGUGCUGCGGCUGGAACCACUGCGGCCGGCGCCUCGCCGCGGGCGCCAUCGAUGGGUCCGUCUCCGUCUACGAUUUUCAGCCGUCUCCCUCCUCCAGGUGGCAGGCCCAUGAGCACGCCAUCGUGAAUGUCGUCUGGCUUCCUCCAGACUAUGGAGAUGCGAUAGCUUGUGUCUGUGCUGACGGGGCACUGUCUUUGUGGGAGGAGGUUGCUGAAGAUGAUCAACUUCCGACCUGGAGGAAAUGUAAAGUCUUUGAGGGUGGCAAUUCCCACAUCCUAAAUGUACAGUUUGGUUUGCUGCUGUCAAGUCUGAAAAUGGUUACUGCAUACUCAGAUGGUCAAGUGAAAGUCUAUGAACUCUUGAAUUCGUUGGAAUUGGACAAGUGGCAGCUGCAGGCAGAGUUGCAGAACAUCACCGAUCCUGUUUCCAGAAACGGGAAGCCAGCAUGCAUAUCUGCAUCAAUUGCAUGGAGCCCAAGAAGAGGUGAAGGCCAGCAGGCUAGUUUUGCUGUUGGUUUCAAUUCAGAUUCUCCAUAUUUCAACUCUUGCAAGAUUUGGGAGUUUGAACAAGCUCAUCAGCGCUGGCUUCCACUGAUUGAACUCGGUUCAGCGGAAGAUAAGGGAGAUAGAGUACAUUCUGUAGCAUGGGCUCCUAACAUUGGCAGACCAUAUGAGAUCAUAGCAGUUGCAACCUGCAAAGGAAUUGCAGUCUGGCAUGUGGGCUUCAACCCUGAAUCUGAUGGCAGACUAUCAACAGAAAAUGUUGCUGUACUUCCCGGCCACAAUGGAGAGGUAUGGCAACUGGAAUGGGACAUGGGUGGUAUGACGCUUGCAUCGACUGGAGGUGAUGGCAUGGUUAAGCUAUGGCAGGCUAACUUAAAUGGAGUUUGGCAUGAGCAGGCUGUGCUUGACUGCAAUGGUUCUCAUGAUUAAGCUGUAGAAUUGUCUAGCUCUGCACCAUCAAGAUAGGAUCAACUGAUGUUACUAUGUUUUCAUAAUUCUUCAAGGUUUCUUGCUGUCACCUAUUGUGGAUGGUAUGGUGCAUGGUUGGCUUUGUCCUGACAAAAUUAGGCUCAUCAAGAUGAAUGCAUGAUGUAAAUGCUUCUUAUCCUGAUCUGGUUGAUGAUGUAACUGUUCUUAUGGUCUUGUGAUGGAUUUUUUUUCUAAUAAUACGACAUGACCAUUUUAGAUA
This is a messenger RNA of Lolium rigidum, 1256 nucleotides long. RefSeq names its product protein SEH1-like. The record is from RefSeq and is a predicted model, not a curated record. Gene Ontology annotation, molecular function: structural molecule activity; protein binding. Gene Ontology annotation, biological process: positive regulation of TORC1 signaling; cellular response to amino acid starvation. The coding region runs from base 26 to 997 and encodes 323 amino acids. NCBI's taxonomy places the organism in Eukaryota, Viridiplantae, Streptophyta, Magnoliopsida, Poales, Poaceae. The transcript is spliced from 8 exons. Gene Ontology annotation, cellular component: nuclear pore outer ring; Seh1-associated complex.